AUGCCCGAACAAACUGGUGGCAUCACAAGAGAUCAGACAGCACAAGGGAGGCUGAAUAAGGAUUCUGUCAAUUACGGCUCUAGGACACAACAGCAACUACACCAUCAACAACUACUGAAGGUACAACUGAACUACAGAAACAAACAGCAACUACAGAUUCAACAACAACUGAAGGUUCAACUACAACUACAGAAACAACAGCAUCAACAACAACUGAAGGUUCAACAGCAAAUACAGAAACAACAGCAACUACAGCAUCACAACACUGAAGGUACAACUGAAACUACAGAAACAACAGCAACUACAGCAUCAACAACAACUGAAGGUUCAACUGCAACUACAGAAACAACAGCAACCACAGCCUUAGCAACAACUGAAGGUACAACAGCAACCACAGCCUUAACAACAACUGAAGGCACAACAGCAACUACACCAUCAACAACUACUGAACGUACAACUGAAACUACAGAAAAAACAGUAACUACAGAUUCAACAACAACUGAAGGUUCAACUACAACUACAGAAACGGGAGCAUCAACAACAACUGAAGGUUCAACUGCAACUACAGAAACAACAGCAACUACAGCAUCAACAACAACUGAAGGUUCAACAGCAAAUACAGAAACAACAGCAACUACAGCAUCAACAACAGCUGAAGGUACAACUCCAACUACAGUAUGUGAAGAAACUACAGCAUCAACAACUGAAGGUACAACAGUCAUUACGGCACAAACAACAACUGAAGGUUCAACUAGAACUACAGAAACAACAGCAUCAACAACUACUGAAGAUACAACUGAAACUGCAGAAACAACAGCAACUACAGCAUCAACAACAACUGAAGGUUCAACUGCAACUACAGAAACAACAGCAACUACAGCAUCAACAACAGCUGAAGGUUCAACUGCAACUACAGAAACAACAGCAACUGAAGGUACAUCAGCAACCACAGCAUCAACAACAACUGAAGGUACAACUCCAACUACAGUAUCUGAAGAAACUACAGAAUCAACAACAACUGAAGGUACAACAGUCAUUACAGCACAAACAACAACUGAAGGUUCAACUGCAAUUACAGAAACAACAGCAACCUACAGCUUACAACAACUGAAGGUUCAACAGCAACUACACCAUCAACAACACUGA
Haplochromis burtoni (Burton's mouthbrooder) is the source of this 1146-nucleotide messenger RNA. Its product is annotated as mucin-22-like. The record is from RefSeq and is a predicted model, not a curated record. The coding region runs from base 1 to 1146 and encodes 381 amino acids. Lineage: Eukaryota; Metazoa; Chordata; Actinopteri; Cichliformes; Cichlidae. The transcript has 3 exons.